This is a messenger RNA of Podospora anserina S mat+, 408 nucleotides long. RefSeq lists its product as uncharacterized. The transcript has 4 exons. NCBI's taxonomy places the organism in Eukaryota, Fungi, Ascomycota, Sordariomycetes, Sordariales, Podosporaceae. Bases 1 to 408 code for a protein of 135 amino acids. The record is from RefSeq and is a predicted model, not a curated record.
AUGUCCAAGAACGUCUUUGACUGGGAGCCAAUCUGGCGCCACCCUCAUGGAGGGACGCGGUCCCGCAGACCUCCCCCCUCCGGCACUCUUCAUGUCAACCGCCAGGGCCCUCAUUGUCAAUCUUCAUCAGGAAAAGAAGAUUCCGAUUCGCAGACUCAUUCGGACGUCUUCAAAAUACAAUUCGGGAACUUGCCGGUGAAGGUCAUCAUCCGUCGCCAGUUCUUUCAGCUUACUUUGACCUGGCUGGAGGGCAUGCUGCAGAAGGCUUGUGAGACUGCUGUUGCUGGGGUGGAUGAUUAUGAUGGUGUCCCAAGCGACCAGGAUAUUCUCAACUCGGAGCCUGACUGGGAGGAAGUCACUGGGUUGGAGGAUUGGGUCUGGGUUGAAAAAACAGAUAUCGAGGCUUGA